AAUAAAAGCUUGAAUCUCUCUUUGAUCCUCGCACUCUUCAAGGCUCCUGUUCUCCUCGUCCUCCAUAUCUUAAAGCAAGUUAUGGCAACAAGAAGAACCUCUCAAGACACCUCCAAAAGGCACUUCCUUUGGACCAUAAAAGUCGGAGCCGAAGAAAACCAAGUACGGUCGUCCAAGUCCGACGAAGAAGAGACCAACGGAAGAAGAGCAGCUCUUAAAACCCAUGCAGUUUCUUUGCCGACACCGCGGAAGAAGAAGCUUCCUUCAGCCGCCUCGGUUUCCAUCGCCAGGCUUCGAUCCGUCGUGUCGGAUUUUCGGAGGAGCCGUUCGGGGCUGCUGUUCGGCCUCGGUUCACGAGUGGUCGGCACUCUCUUCGGUUACCGCCGUGGACACGUCCGUUUCGCUUUGCAGAGAGAACCCAAUUCCCCACCGGCGUUCCUCGUCGAACUCGCCUCGCCGAUAAGCGGCCUGGUUCGAGAAAUGGCGUCUGGGUCGGUCAGGAUCGCCCUCGAGUGCGAUAAACGCAGAGAAGGAGAUCGUAACGUGAGAUUACUCGAAGAGACAGUGUGGAGAACUUACUGCAACGGAAAGAAAUGCGGGUUCGCAACCAGGAGAGACGUCGGAGCUAAUGAACGUUCAAUUCUUAAAGCCGUGGAACCAAUCUCCAUGGGAGCCGGAGUUCUACCGGCGACCGAAGCCGAAGGUGGUGAACUUAUGUACAUGAGAGCUACGUUCGAGAGAAUCGUGGGGUCGAGAGAUUCCGAAGCUUUUUACAUGAUGAAUCCCGACAGCAACGGUGCUCCUGAACUUAGUGUUUAUUUGCUUAGAGUUUGAUGCUUCCGCCAUGGAAGAUCUGAGAGCUAAUCUUCUAGUUUCUGUUCAAGGAUUGCUUUGUAGGGGAGAAAUUGAGUGGGAGGAGGGAAAUUACAUUAUAACAUGUUGAGGACGGUAGGUGGGGGGUCUUAAAGCUGUGUAUAUGUAUAACUUUGUUUUAUUUAGUA
Molecule: messenger RNA, 1001 nt
Organism: Hibiscus syriacus
Lineage: Eukaryota; Viridiplantae; Streptophyta; Magnoliopsida; Malvales; Malvaceae
Product: protein MIZU-KUSSEI 1-like
Exons: 1
Coding region: 82-834 (250 amino acids)
Biological process (GO): hydrotropism
Source: RefSeq, a predicted model, not a curated record